AAAUUUAAUCUGAUUAAAAUCCGGUAAAAGUAGUGCGUUGGUUUGUCUUGAGACCGAUAGAAUGAGAUGACAGCCAUUUGAUACCCACCAUGACCACCGUUUUGAUAACAGUGAUUUGUUAUGUGUACCUGUCCUGUCUCGUGGUUCAGAUCGACAAUCAGUUGCUGAUAGACAUUCUACAGACGCCACAAGCUCAUUCUGGAAAAGCAACUAGCCCAACAACGACUCAAAAACCAAUCCAAAGUGUGUCCUCAACCGUGCAAUCAGCAUCUAGCUCAACAAGUCAUGCAAAUACUACUUAUAAGUCUCAUCGCCUGCCUUGUACGCAAGAAGAAAUCCAACAGAGAGCAUGUCUAAAUGGAGGAACUUGUUUUGUACUUAUGAUUGACGGAAGGAGUACACAUUGUUUAUGCAGAGAACAUUAUUAUGGAUCAAACUGCUAUUAUUACUAUCCGUUAUAUCUUGAUUGGUCUACGAUUGGAAAACGGUCCAUGUGAACAUACUUGUGGGGACAGACGGAUUUCAUCGCAAUUUAUUGCUGUGAUUUGUUUAUAUUAAAGUUAUAUCUACUGUA
Ostrea edulis (European flat oyster) is the source of this 574-nucleotide messenger RNA. RefSeq lists its product as uncharacterized. The transcript has 4 exons. The coding region runs from base 90 to 497 and encodes 135 amino acids. NCBI's taxonomy places the organism in Eukaryota, Metazoa, Mollusca, Bivalvia, Ostreida, Ostreidae. The record is from RefSeq and is a predicted model, not a curated record.